Molecule: messenger RNA, 1455 nt
Organism: Neurospora hispaniola
Lineage: Eukaryota; Fungi; Ascomycota; Sordariomycetes; Sordariales; Sordariaceae
Exons: 1
Coding region: 141-1214 (357 amino acids)
Source: RefSeq, a predicted model, not a curated record
CCAACUCCGCGUCCCCGAAGUACCGCACCAACGUCAUCACCAAUCUUCCACUUCAGCCCUUUCUCUCAUUCUUCCUCUCGACACAACACAACACAACAUAACACACUGAAUUCGCUCCCAAAAGGAGCCAACCCAUCGACAUGAUGGCCUCCACCGUCAAAGCAGUCACCAAAGACUCCUCCCCCCUCUCCUUCAUGACCCGCCUCUCCCAACACGUCUACCUCUACCGACCCUCCUCCUCCACCACCUUGUCUCCAACAACAACAACCACCACCACCACCACCACCACACCCGGCAACCGUUCACCACCAAAACUCAUCCUCCUCUGCUCCUGGAUGGGUGCCCGCGACCCCCACAUCGCCAAAUACAUCACGCCCUACCAGGCUCUAUUCCCCACCACCCCCAUCCUCCUCAUCAAAUCCGAGAUGCAGCACGUCUUCCAGCCCAAGAGCUCCUGGCCCGACAUGCAAGUCACCGUGCCCGUCCUGCGAGAGAUUUUCGGUUCCGAAAUGCUCCAACCUGGUUCCGACAGUUUUGGCUCUUCCACCACCGGUCUCACUUCCUCAUCUCCAUCAACACCACUUAACGAUGAAGAAGACCAACCCACCCUCCUAAUCCACCUCUUCUCCAACGGCGGUUCCGCCCAGCUUCUAUCUCUGCACCACUACCUCCUCCAGUCCGAGUCCCGUCUCCGUCUCCCACCACAUCUAACGAUCUUCGACUCCGCCCCAGGCCAAAUAGCUUACUUCCCCACUUACCGCGCCCUCUCGCACGUUCUUCUCCCGCCUGCUUCCCGCGCUGGGUUCUCUUCUCUCUGGGAUACCCUCCGCCGUCUGAUCAUUUCCCCCUUACUUCACAUGUGGGUCUCCCUCCUCUGGACGAGCAACUUCCUUUCCCAUCUGCUUCACCUACGCUUUCUGGAAUCUCCGCUGGAACGGGCAGCAAGGGAGCAGAAUGAUAGGACGCCUGGAAAGGGGAGGGCGGAAAGGGAAAGGGGACGGAUGUAUAUCUAUAGUGAGGAGGAUGAGUUGGUGGGUUAUAGAGAUGUAGAGGCGCAUAUGGAGGAUGCACAAAAGGGACGGGUGGGAAAGGGGAAGGUGAGGGGGGAGAAGUUUGCGGGGACGGGACAUGUUGGGCAUGCGAGGGGGGAGGAGAAUGCGGGGAGGUAUUGGAGCUGUGUGAGAGGGUUUUGGGAGGGCGAGAGGUGGAUGUAAGGCUCAAAUGGGAGGUUGAUGGAGGGUGAAAAAUAGGUAACCCUUUGAUUUGCGGUCUCCUGGUACCUGAUGAUAUGGCUGCUCCUGGUUUGAAGAUCAAGACGGGAGGAUAGAACCGAACUAACCAGAAUUCAAGGUAAUCAACCACCACAAGAUGUCCAUUACAGGACGUAAUCAAUGAAAUUGACGAGACCUAAAAUGCAAAUGCCGGUUAUCGUACCAUGGACGUCCACUAAGCUCG